AUGCUCCUUAUAGGCGGCGCCUCUGGACUAUACCGGAUCAGUUUCCCUAUUUUCGCAACAAUCUGUGUCAUAUGUGCCGGCGUAGCCAUUUCCUCUUACGGAGAGAUGAACUUCAACACGUUCGGGGUAUUAAUUCAAAUUGCAGGCAUCGGCUGCGAGGCAGUCAGACUCGCUCUCUCCGAGCUUCUUCUUAGUCCGUCGGGAAGAAAGAUGGAUCCACUGACAGCAUUGUAUCACUUUGCACCAGUUUGUAUGGCAUUCUGCGCGCUGGCCGCACCAAUUGUCGAAGGACCCAAUGUUUUCUUUGAUAGUCUAGCCACAUGGGGUGCCUUGACGUUGCUCUGGAAUUGCAUCGUUGCUUUUUUCCUCAAUCUGGCAGCUGUUGUUCUUAUCCGCCAUACAUCAUCCUUAACUCUGACGGUUUGCGGUGUGCCAAAGGCUAUGCUCACCAUAAUCGUAUCCAUCCAUUUUUGGGGGGAAGACAUACAAUUGGUGCAACUUGCUGGCUUUCUGAUGGCUAGCGCUGGAGUCAUUCAUUACUCGCAGCUAGACAUACGGAAGCGGAAGAUAGCCGAGGUCGGAACUGAGGAAGUGGGGGGUGUAUAA
Molecule: messenger RNA, 606 nt
Organism: Penicillium samsonianum
Lineage: Eukaryota; Fungi; Ascomycota; Eurotiomycetes; Eurotiales; Aspergillaceae
Product: triose-phosphate transporter family-domain-containing protein
Exons: 1
Coding region: 1-606 (201 amino acids)
Cellular component (GO): endosome; Golgi apparatus; trans-Golgi network
Molecular function (GO): antiporter activity
Source: RefSeq, a predicted model, not a curated record